Molecule: messenger RNA, 2504 nt
Organism: Grammomys surdaster
Lineage: Eukaryota; Metazoa; Chordata; Mammalia; Rodentia; Muridae
Gene: Mtmr14
Product: myotubularin related protein 14
Exons: 19
Coding region: 140-2086 (648 amino acids)
Biological process (GO): dephosphorylation
Molecular function (GO): phosphatidylinositol-3-phosphate phosphatase activity
Source: RefSeq, a predicted model, not a curated record
AAACAUCCGGAAAAGUGGGGCGGGGCCGGAAGUGGAAGAAGGCGGCGGCUGAGUCGGUUCAGAAGGUUUUAGAGCCGGAGUGCGAGCUUCAGGUGCCAUGGGCUGGGUAAAGGCGCCCUGAGGGGACUUGAGGCUGUGCAUGGCGGGUGCUCGGGCCGCCGCCACCGCCUCGGCGGGUUCCACCGCCUCUUCGGGCAGCCCGCCGCCUCAGGAGCCGGGGCUCUGGGAGCUACUGGAGGAGUUCUCCCGGACUCAGUACCGUGCCAAGGACAGCGGCGGGAAGAGUGGCUCUAAGGUUGAACGCAUUGAGAAGAGAUGUCUGGAGCUAUUUGGCCGUGACUACUGUUUCAGCGUGAUUCCAAAUGUGAAUGGUGAUAUCUGCGGCCACUACCCCCGCCACAUCGUGUUCCUGGAGUAUGAGAGUUCUGAGAAAGAGAAAGACACGUUUCAGAGCACUGUGCAGGUGAACAAGCUGCAAGACCUCAUUCACCGAAGCAAGAUGGCCAGGUGCAGAGGUCGGUUUGUCUGCCCAGUGAUCCUGUUCAAAGGCAAGCAUAUUUGCAGGUCGGCCACACUGGCUGGAUGGGGAGAGCUGUAUGGACGCUCUGGAUACAACUAUUUUUUCUCAGGGGGAGCAGAUGAUACCUGGGCAAAUACAGAAGAUGUCACAGAAGAGGACUUUGUUCUUCGAAGUGGUGACACGCACCUUUUUGAUAAGGUGAGAGGCUUUGAUAUCAAACUGCUUCAAUACCUAUCUGUCAAGUACAUCUGUGACCUGAUGGUGGAGAACAAGAAGGUGAAGUUUGGCAUGAAUGUGACCUCCUCUGAGAAGGUGGACAAAGCCCAGCGCUAUGCAAACUUCACUCUCCUCUCUAUUCCAUAUCCAGGCUGUGAAUUCUUCAAGGAAUAUAAAGAUCGGGAUUACAUGGCUGAAGGGCUCAUAUUUAACUGGAAGCAGGACUACGUCGAUGCCCCAUUGAACAUCCCCAACUUCCUGACUCAAUCUCUGAACAUUGACUGGAGCCAGUAUCAGAGUUGGGACCUAGUACAACAAACACAGAACUACCUGAAACUGCUGCUUUUCAUCAUGAACCGAGAUGAUGACAGCGGGCUGCUGGUACACUGUAUCUCGGGCUGGGAUCGGACCCCCCUCUUCAUCUCUCUUCUACGCCUUUCCUUGUGGGCUGACGGGCUAAUUCACACAUCCCUGAAGCCUGCUGAGAUCCUCUACCUGACUGUGGCCUAUGACUGGUUCCUCUUUGGACACAUGUUGGUAGAUCGGCUCAGCAAAGGGGAGGAGAUUUUCUUCUUUUGCUUCAAUUUUUUGAAGCAUAUCACCUCCGAAGAGUUCUGUCUGAAGACCCAGAGGAGGAAGAGUUUGCCAACUCGGGAUGUAGGCUUCACUGUGGAAGAUAUCUGCAUGUUGAGACACAGAGAUCGAGGCAGCACAACCAGCUUAAGCAGCGACUUCUCCCUGGUCUUGGAGCACUCACCUGGAGCCGUGGGGAGCUUCAGCUAUGAGACUGUGGAACUUGCCCCGGCAGGAGCACCAACUCAGGCAGCUUGGAGGAAGAGUCACUCAUCCUCCCCACAGAGUAUGCUCUGGAGCCGGCCACAGCCCUCUGAGGACCGCCUACCUUCACACCAUGGGCUCACUGAAGCCAAGUCUUCUAGCUCUUCAUCCUCAAACCAUUCUGACAACUUUUUCAGGAUGGGCAGCAGUCCUCUUGAGGUCCCCAAACCCAGAUCAGUGGACCAUCCCCUGCCCGGAUCCUCUCUCUCCACAGACUUUGGCAGCUGGCAGAUGGUAUCGGGCUGUGGCAGUAUUCAGGAACGGCCUGUCCUGCACACAGACUCCUCUCUCCCUUUCAGCUUCCAGGAUGAGCUCCCUAACAGUUGUCUACUUACAGCUCCGAGUGACCGGGAGACACGGCUGCAGGAGGUGCGGUCUGCCUUCUUGGCUGCAUAUAGCGGCACAGUGGGGCUUCGAGCAGCAGCCCCCAGUCCCUCUGGUGCCAUCGGGGGCCUACUAGAACAGUUUGCCCGUGGUGUUGGGCUCCGGGGCACAAGCACCAGCACCUUGUGAAGCUAGCUAACAGCCUACAGCCAUUUUCUGCCCCUGUCUCAGCUGAGCCCUCGGUGGAAUCAAGCCAUGCCUGGCAAAAGGGGCCCUUGGAGAGCAGGGGAACUCUCCCAGCCCCUUUCUAUGUUAUACACAUGGCAGCCCCAAACCUGAGCAGGCCUGAGGUUGGGACUUUCUACCUCCCAACCUCCUGACUGGUGACCACUCUCAUCACUGCCUCCCACCAACCCUGGUCUUUGGAUUACUGUUGACUCAGAACUGUGUUGGAGAGUAUGGGGGUUCCAAGGGCCUCGUGGAGACUAUAAUGUUGGAAGAAAAAAAAACCCAUUCUUCAAUUUUUGUUUCCUGGGAAGGAGAGUCACCUGCACUGAAAAUGAGGCAAUUUCACACUAAUCACAAAAUAAAAAGUUUUUUGAAUGGC